CAGUCGAUAUGGGGCCCCCGGGCCGCACCGGCAUGGGGGCGACCCGUCGUAGUCUCCCGGCGACCGUCACACGAACAGCAAGCAGCAUAAGCAGCUCCACGCCCGCUGCCGCCGCCGGUGCGCGAUGACACUGAGGAGACAGCCAGCAAUCCGACGGCGAUGAGGAGGGGUCCCCCCGCCGUCAGGUCGAAGCCGGACGUGGCGCAGCUGGCAAAGCCCUAAAGAUGAACGGUGACGGGCCGCUGUUGCCCGGGGUGCCGACGCCCGGCCCCGCGCAGCACACCAGGCUGCACGAUUCCGUCGAGUACGGCACGCCGCAGAGCCAGCUGCACAUCAACUUCCUCCUGGACCAGCAGCACCUGCAGCAGCAGCAGCGACGCGCGUCUUCCAAGACCGUCAACAGCAUCGGCUCGCGGUUCAACCAGUGGCUGGAGCCUCAAGUAACCAGGGGGGGUGUCUUGAGCUUGAGGGGCUCGGGCGGCCUGGUGCCGGUGGCGGUCGCCCCGUGGACCGCGCGCCCCGGGUCGCUCCCGCAGCAGCCGCAGAGCCCCACUGGGAGCGUCACCAGCAUCACCAGGCUCCUGCCGCCGCUGAGCAACAGGAAGUCCGCCGGGGCGUCGGCGGGGUCCUCGGGCGGCCUCGGGCGCCGGCGCGUCAUCUCCGUCCUCGCCGCCGUCAGCCUGUUCGAGGGCGCCCUCCUCAUCGGCCUCUUCGUCUUUACCUACUUCUACAUGAAGAGCCUGGAGCGGGCAGGGCCCGUGUGCGAGAGCGCGGCCUGCGUGCGCACCGCGGCCAGCCUGCUGCGCUCGAUCGACCCGCGCGUGUCGCCGUGCGAGGACUUCUACGCGUACGCGUGCGGCAGCUGGCCCCAGGACCACCCGGCGCCCGCAGCCGCCUUCAGCCACGACUGGUUCUACGACCGGCACGAGCACGUGCUGGUCGGCGUGCGCGAGUACUUGGAGGAGAACACCACUGCGAGCACCCCCUGGGCGGUGUCGCAGGCCCGCAUCCUGUACCGGGCGUGUCUGGACCGAGAGGCGUGGGACGCCCUGGGCCUGGACCCCCUGCUCGCCGUGCUCGACGCGGUGGGGCUUCCUCGGCGGCCGCCCCUCGGCCCGGACCCCGACUGGACGUGGGAGCGCACGUCCGUGCUCGCCAGGAAGCGCACCAACAAGGACCUGCUCGUCAACCUGGACGUGCGCGCCGACGUCAAGGACCGCACCGUCAACAAGAUCCUCGUCAAGAAGUACCGCUCCGGCUCGCCCCUGCUCGGGCACCAGGCCCGCCGCCUGGAGCACAGGAGGCACCGCAUCCUGGCGAGGACGUCGGUCCCACUGGCCAGCCUCAGACCGACGAACGAGUACGACGAGGAUGACGGCAGCGGAAGCGACGACGCUGGCGGCGACGAGAAGGUGCCGUCGGACAUCAGGCACCUCGCCGCCUACCUGUUGUACAUGAUGGACGCGAUGACUCUAGUCACGCAGCACGCCAACGGCAGCCUCAGAGCUCCGGAGGCGUCGUCGGCCACGUCGAGCAACAACUCCAGUCGCAGCAGCAGCAGCAGCAGCCGCGGCGGUGUCGCGCCAGGAGGAAUGGGCGCCUCCUGCAACCUGCGGGCCGCCGCGCCUCCCGGCCUCAAGAAGGCCGCCCUGGACGUCCUCGCCUUCAACAAGGCUCUGUACAGGCUCGCGUUCCCGGAGAACAGGUCUGCCGUCCGGGAUGACGACCCCUUGGAGAUGUGGGUGUGGGAGCUGCAGAACCUGACCGACGCCGGCCUCAAAGAGGGCACCCCGUCUCAGAUAAACUGGACGGAGUACCUCACCCUUAUGUUCGAAAAUGUGCCAAAUGUGACGUUGGAUCUCACCAAGGAUAAGAUAAUUGUGGAGGACGAGGAGUACCUGAGAAAUUUGUCUUCGCUUCUAGCCGCAACUCCUCGCGAGACAGUCAAGCUCUCCCUGUGGUGGGAGAUGGUGGACCUGCUGGCGCCGUACACCACCGCGGAGAUGCGACAGCUGAGGAGGAGCUACCAGGAGAUUGCCUCAGGGACCGGCGCUGCAAGGCCCAGGGAGAUGGUCUGCACGGAGUCGGUGAACAGCUUGAUGGGCAUGGCUGUGAGCUACGGCAUGGCGGAUGUUGCCUACCUCAGGACCGUUGGGGAAAAGGUUCACGAGAUGUUGGGCGACGUGAAGAGCGUCUUCCAGGAGAUGGUGGCCGACCUGGACUGGAUGGACGCGCCCACCAAGGCGGCCACCCUCGACAAGGUCAAGGCCAUGAAGUCCUUUGUCGGCUUCCCCGAGUGGCUGCUCAACGUGACGCUGCUCGAUGAGUACUACGAAGGGAUCAAUAUGACAAGCGAUGCCUUUUUAGACAACAUGCUGCAGUUCCAGGACGCCUACAGCGCGUGGACAUUGGCCUCCCUGCGACGUAAAAACGAGGAAGACACCUGGGCAACCGACCCCACUGAUGUCAACGCAUUCCAUUCUUUUCAGUCCAAUGCAGUCACAAUACCCGCGGCGAUUUUACAAUUCCCAUUUUAUGAUUUGGGCUUGGAGGCGCUGAAUUAUGGAGCGAUUGGGACUAUUCUGGGUCACGAACUCACUCACGGAUUCGACAGCUACGGCCGGCUCUUCGACCGGGACGGCAACAUGAGGCCCUGGUGGAGCAACGCCACGGUGGCCGAGUACGAGAACAGGACGGCGUGCUUUGUCAAGCAGUAUGGAGAUUACUUUCUUCCCGAAGUGGAGAUGAACGUCGACGGGGAGCUGACGCUCGGCGAGAACAUCGCGGACAACGGCGGCAUGGAGGAGGCGGUCCGCGCCUACCGCCGCUACGUCCGGAGGCACGGCGUCGUCGAGCCACUGCUCCCGGGCAUGGCCAACUACAGCCACGAGCAGCUGCUGUUCCUCGCGCACGCCCACGUGUGGUGCGAGACGUGGACGGCCGAGUCGCUCGCGUGGUCGCUGGAGGACGAGCACGCCCCCAACCGGGUGCGCACCUGGGGCACCAUCAGCAACUCGGAGGACUUCGCGCGCGCCUGGUCGUGCCCCAAGGGCACCGGCAUGAACCCGGACCGGCCGCGCUGCCGCCUGUGGUGACACCGACUAAGUGUGUUACUGCCCGCAUGUAUUCCACCGCCAUAAAUAAAGUUUGUAAUUAUUUCA
Frankliniella occidentalis (western flower thrips) is the source of this 3161-nucleotide messenger RNA. RefSeq names its product endothelin-converting enzyme 2. NCBI's taxonomy places the organism in Eukaryota, Metazoa, Arthropoda, Insecta, Thysanoptera, Thripidae. Bases 225 to 3095 code for a protein of 956 amino acids. Gene Ontology annotation, cellular component: plasma membrane. Gene Ontology annotation, biological process: protein processing. The record is from RefSeq and is a predicted model, not a curated record. The transcript is spliced from 21 exons. Gene Ontology annotation, molecular function: metalloendopeptidase activity.